Molecule: messenger RNA, 5177 nt
Organism: Sebastes umbrosus (honeycomb rockfish)
Lineage: Eukaryota; Metazoa; Chordata; Actinopteri; Perciformes; Sebastidae
Product: insulin-like growth factor-binding protein 3
Exons: 4
Coding region: 179-1036 (285 amino acids)
Biological process (GO): regulation of insulin-like growth factor receptor signaling pathway
Cellular component (GO): extracellular region
Molecular function (GO): insulin-like growth factor II binding; insulin-like growth factor I binding; fibronectin binding
Source: RefSeq, a predicted model, not a curated record
GGAGGGUGUGACUUGUUGGCUCUCUUUUUUUUCCGCCUGUAUAAAACGAGAAGUUCGCGUAAAAGAAAAUACAGAUGGAGAAGGCUAGCCGGCUCGCUGUGUCACAGAGAGUCCCCUUUAAGCCUACGUGACAACUCACAUACUGUCCCUUUUGUGUGACCAGCUUAAAUCAGGCAGAAUGCCCGGUCUCUGCGUGCUUUGUCUCGCCGCCGCGCUGGCUGCGUUCGCCCGGCUCGCCGGCACCGUGGGGCCGGUGGUCCGAUGCGAGCCGUGCGACGCCGGAGCGCUUCUGCAGUGCAAGCCGCUGCCCAAGGACUGCGCCGAGCGGGUGAGGGAGCCGGGCUGCGGCUGCUGCAUGACGUGCGCCCUCGGUGAAGGACUGGCGUGUGGAGUGUACACGGCGCGCUGCGGCUCCGGCUUGACCUGCCAGCACCAGCCGGCGGAGAGCCGACCGCUGCAGGCUCUGCUGGAGGGACGGGGAGUGUGCUCCAGCGCCGUGGCCAAAAAGCUCCACAGCAUUCUCAUACCGGCGCAAAAACAAGACAACGCUGGAAAUCAGGUAGAAGAAGCCAAUGUGACGGUGACGGUGACGGUGUUGCCCGGCGUGGCGACCGUGAAGGGUGGAGGUCACAGCCGGGGGUCGAUGGACACCAGGCCUCCGCUGCACAACAAGCUGAUCCAGAAGGAUCAGAACAGGAAGACUCAGAGCUACAAGGUGGAGUCGGUCUCAGGAGGAGCCAACAUGGACAUGCACAACUUCUCCCUGGAGAACAAGAGGGAGACCGAGUAUGGGCCGUGUCGGCGGGAGAUGGAGAGCAUCCUGAGCAGUCUUAAAAUCAGCAACGUGCUCAACCCGAGAGGCUUCCGCAUACCCAACUGUGACAGAAAGGGCUUCUACAAGAAAAAACAGUGCCGUCCAUCCAAAGGCAGGAGGCGGGGCUACUGCUGGUGCGUGGACAAAUACGGGCAGCCUCUGCCGGGCUUCGACGGCAGGGAGCGGGGCGAGACUCAGUGCUACAACCUGGAGAGCAAAUGAGAGGACGGAGGGACGUCGAGUGGACGGAGAGAGGAAGACAGAGAAUAAGGGGGUGGGGGGGGGGGGGUGGGGGGAGACAGAGAGAGAAAGAGCCUACUUUGCUCUUGCAUGUAGUUUUAUGUAAACAUUUGAAGGGGGCUCUGGACCUUUUGAUUUCAGGUCCCAUUUCUGUCGGAGAGUUAGAGGGGGAGGGGUGGAGCACGGCCUCGGCGACCCGGCCAAGCCUCCUGUCCAUCACAGCUAUCUGUCCUGUGCUUAGGGAACCUUUAUCCUUUCUUUAAAACAAACAAACAAUUAAGCUGAAAGCUGAGAGAGAAGAUGUAGAAAAAGAGAAUCCUACCAUCUGCACUAUUCUUUUAGAGAGAGAGGAAGGAGGGACUUUUCCACUCACUUUAAAGAGGACUCGUUUGUGACUGUGACCCGAAAAAAAAAAACGCACCACCACCGUUUUCUAUUGUGCGUGACCGUCUGUGAGCGUGUAACCGUGAGUCUGUAUGUGUGUGUGUCUUAAUGUGUGAGCACCCGCAUAACAUACGCGCGCACAGCUGCAUAUCGGUGCAAGAUGGCGUGCGAGUUCCCAAAAGUGUUUCUUUGUGUAAAUACUGUAUGUCACUAAAGCUCAGUUUAGAGAUCCCCGGCCCCUGCUACCAUUAAACAAUGCAGAAGAAUAAUAACGUUUACUGGCUCAGGGUCAAUUUUGAAGUGAAGGAUUAUGGGAUUGCAGGGCUUUGGCUUGUUAACCAGCACCGAGGGCCCCUCCUCGCCGCCUCUUGCUUGUCCCUCGCCCCUGUUAGUGGGAAGGGAAAAGAGGCAAACCAUGCAGUUACAGUGCCUUAAAACCAGACCUUUCCAUGCCUCCCCUCCCCUUCACCCCCUGUAGUCCUCCAAUAAAGGAAUACUUCACUACAAAUCUACCUGUUGAGUAUCAAAUACUCGUCCUCCGCAGGCUUCAACUGUGGCUCUGAAAAAUUGGUUGCUUACACCUUCGUUUGAAGGAUAGCGGCUGCUACGCUGCAAAAGCAGCAUGAAAACAUCCAUAGAAACUUCUGAAACCACGCCUCCAGCAGGUUUCUAAGAACGCUACUUCCGACUAUGAGUGUUUGGAACAUACUGAAGGAACGGAUCAACUGUGGAUUAAGAUGCAAAAUGUGCCAAAAUAUUAGCUUGGUUACAGCUGUAAUAAAAGCUCUUUAAUCCGAAAAGAAGGUUGCGUUACUGUCUUAGCAUCUGCUACCCACAGCUUUCAUAUCAACAAAAUGAAAGACGCUGAUGGAUUACAUUGCUCGCUACUCAUUGGUUAGCGCAAAAUGACCCCAAACAGCGUUCCCAGAUGUACAAUAACUAUCGUAUUUGUACAAUAUUUCUGCCCUGUGUACGAUCAAUAAUGCCAAAAGUGCCAUAAAGUACGAUAAUUUUACCAUUUUGUGACGCUUAUUCUCAUUGUAAUUAAUUUCCGCAUAGAAAAUAUGGCUCCUACGUCUGUGUUUACACAUCUUUUCUCACGCGACCUCUUUCCAGCCAAUCAUGCUUGGUGUAGGCUAUGAUGUGGAUGAACGUGACCCACAAGCACGGCUGUCGUUCUCUUAAUUUUGUAAUAGUAGGCUAUUACAAAAAUUGUCAGACUUAUGGACACAUACUCCCGUCCACGCAUCAUAACUACGUCAGCUUGAAAAAACGAUGUGGGUAGAUUUAUAGGUGUGUCAAAAGUUGUUCAAAUAUGUGCAUCUAUCCUUUCAUCCUUUUCCGGAGAACCCGGAGAAAACCCACGCUAACACGGGGAGAACAUGCAAACUCCACACAGAAGGGGCCCCAAGCCGGGUUUGAACUGUGAGGCGGCAGUGCUAACCACCGUUUAAAUAACACAUUUACGCCUAUUUGUUCUCGUGGUUAUGACUCGCGUAUGAUAAUUCCUCAAAAUACGAUAAUUUUAAGCCUCUGGUGCGAUAGUUUAACAUUUCCCAUUUGGCAACACUGACCCCAAAUAACAGCUAACAUCAGAUUGAAUGAUGAAGCAAACACAAAACGGUGCUUCAGUCUAUCAAGCCACCAAGUACGGCUGAGGGGACAGCUCUCGUCGUCGCUAGGCUAGCACAGUUAGCUGUUUAUGUUUGCCGCAUAGUAGCGAUUGACGGACAGCUGAAUAGCUAACGGCGCUAGCGACAAAGAGAACUUGUGUAUUUAGCCAUAAUUUGGCAACGAUAUGAAUGUACGGAACAUAGCGCUCAUACAAACUGAAAGUGGAGAGGUGGUUUGAGAAGUUUCCUUGGACUUUUUCCUGUUUGAUGCUUUUGUGUUACUCUGGGUUGCAAAUGGAGUCCACUGUAACGGCUGUGAAUGGCGAGUAUUUGAAACUCAAAGGAGAGAUUGAUGGUGGAGUAUUGUCAUGAGGUGCUCACAUGCCGCCCUGCAGUCUUAGGGAUCAGUUUAGUCUGACUUCUGUCUCUGUCCCACCUCUAACCUGCUCUCCUGUGUCCUCACCCCGUCCUUGUCCCGUGUCCGUCAUGCAGCUCCGGUCUUCCAAUCCCACAUCUUUAACCACCCCUGUCUAAAACUUUGUCCUCGUCUGUGUGCCAGAUCCCGUCCCCCGUCUCCAACCCACUAAUCGGAGCUGUUAGUCCCCGCUCCAGCACCCCCGCCCCACCUCCGGUCCUCUUCCUGUCAGUGGUGCAAACCUGGUGUAGGCUUGUUUGAACGGGAGGAGCCCGUUGUGACCGGCCCAGCCCGCCGCAGGUGCCAGCUGCCCCUAUGCUUCAAGCCCAAGCACAAGCACUUAAAGCACUUUAGCUGCGCCGGUACUCGUCAAUGCAUGCAGUUAAAAGACAAUUGGACCUAUCUGCAUCUGCAUGCCUUUCCUUCGAGGUAAUGUCAGAUGAAACAGUGUGAUACUGUAAGAAAACAAUAAUAACCCAGGGAGGAGGGGCUGUAAAAAAGAAGAAAAAAAAAAAGCUACACCAGGACUUCUGACAGCAAACUUAGCGAACACCCCUCAGAAAAUUUUCCAUUCAAUGCAACUAUUUCUCUUUUUUUUUUUGUUGUUGUUGUUUUUGUUUCUUUGAAAAAAAAAAAUGUUUGUAUGAUCGUAUGCCAACAAAUCUCCACAAGGUGGACACAGCACCAAAUAUGCAUUCACACAAGUGGUAGGGGGUCUGAGGGAGGAGGCGGGGUCCUCCCCGAGGAGCUUCCUGCCCGAUGCUCUCCUACAUCCUGUGUAAAGACUUGAAAAGUGGAGAGAGCGCCGACAAAGAAUGCUUGCCCAGUAGCUUGGUAGCAUGAAAUCGGCUGUACACUUCCUUUAAUAGAGAGCAGCAACCUACAACCAACCUGUUGGUGCUAUAUCCCACCUACUCAAAGACUUGAUGUACGGGGAGGAACAUACAUACAAAUAUGUUUAAGCUAUUCCCUCCCUAAUAUUUGUAAGUGUGUCUUUUUAUAUAUUAUUAUUAUUAUUAUUAUUAUUUCCUGGCCAGCUAUGUGUCUGACUAGACAUCAUGUACAGUACUUAAAAAUAAAAAUUAUUUAUCUAAGAAAGAAUUAUAAGCUGAUCCAAACUAGGUUUUCUUAUGAACAAUUCAGUGACUCACCGAUUGCACAGCAAAGUCUAUUUGAUUCAGUGUAUUUUGGGGAAUAUAAUCACUAAUGAAUGUUUUUAUUUUUGAAUGAACCUUUUUCCUUCUGUCGCUCAGCAGGGUCAUUUGUAAGCUCCGUGCCCGGCAGGCGAGUUUCAGCCUCGGGUAAAAAUCUGUGUCAGUCAGGCACUCAGGUCUCUGGUCAUCUUGCAGUAGUUCACUGCUUCUUCUUAAAGGCCAGUGAACGUCUCACCUCUCAGUAAGUCACUUCUCUCCAUGCACACCCAGCCAUCCCGCCUCUUAGUGCAGAGCCAGGGUCACACUUCUGUUAUGUCACUUCUUCACUUCUUUUUAUUAUUAUUUUUCCCUGCUGGUCACGUUAAGAAUCUCUCUGUUCACGGGUAAAUGUAUUUUUGUUUUAUCCUUCAAAGAGUUAUUUUGAUUCAAGCUUUUCAUGAUACUAAACUAGGAAAUCACACAGCUAUUAUUUUCUCUGAGAAAAGAAAUGAUUCAAAAUAUAAGUUGUAUUUAAUGUCUUUUUUUUUUUUUUUAAAUAAAAAGUGAACACAUUUUAA